This is a messenger RNA of Aethina tumida (small hive beetle), 3313 nucleotides long. Its product is annotated as transportin-3. The record is from RefSeq and is a predicted model, not a curated record. NCBI's taxonomy places the organism in Eukaryota, Metazoa, Arthropoda, Insecta, Coleoptera, Nitidulidae. Gene Ontology annotation, biological process: protein import into nucleus. Gene Ontology annotation, cellular component: nuclear membrane; cytoplasm. Bases 236 to 3040 code for a protein of 934 amino acids. The transcript is spliced from 8 exons. Gene Ontology annotation, molecular function: small GTPase binding.
UGAAUUGACGAAGUGUUGAAGAGCCUUGCAAUAGUCUACUGACCCAUUAGCAGUUAUAUUAAUUUAUAAUCGAUUAAUAACCUUCCAGAUAUUGUGUUUACUAUCCUGCCCCAAUGUCGCCAACAUGAUGGACAAACCGUGUCGAUUUUGAGGUUGUACAAUUUACAAAAUCACAAACAAUGUUAUGUUAUGUGAAAUACAAUUAAUGGUUGUGAUUGAGUGAACGAAAUCCGCAAUGGAUCAAAAGCCGACCAUCGACGUGGUAUUUUUGGCGGUCACGUCCCUCUACAACAGUCCGAACCCGCAGGAGAAAGAGCGAGCCUCACAAUGGCUGGGGGACCUGCAGAAAUCCGUACAUGCGUGGACCGUGGCCGACGAGCUGCUGCACCACAAACGCGACCUCGAGUCGUGCUAUUUCGCGGCCCAGACAAUGCGCACCAAAAUCCAGCAGUCGUUCCACGAGUUGCCCCAAUCCGCUCACACAUCCCUCAGGGAUUCACUGCUCGAACACAUCAGCCAGAUCAAUCAGCAGACCAACACCGUUAUAGUUACGCAGCUGUGCGUUGCGUUGGCCGAUUUGGCGUUACAAAUGCCUGCGUGGCCGCAAGCUUCCUUGGAUCUGAUUAGUAAGUUUAGUAGUAGCAACAUUUGGCCCCUGCUGGAGAUAUUGACUGUGUUGCCGGAAGAGCUGGAGAGCAGGUCAGUGCGUUUGGGUGAGAACAGACGUAUUGACGUGCUCAACGAUUUCAAAUCAUGCGCCAGUACCAUUUUGGAGUUCUUAAAACACUGUGUAGACAAUUACAGCCACACCAAAGAGGAGAACAUUGCCAUAACUGUUAAAAUAUUGCGCUGCUUCACUUCUUGGGUGUCUGUUGGUGCAUUGGAGCUGUCAGAUUUGACUGACAAUGUUGUUAUUAAUUUGGCAUUCAGUAUUCUGACUUAUAAACCAGAAAGUGAAAAGCCACCUGUGGUUAGUUCAUUGCACAAUGCCUCAACUGAUUGUAUCUGCAUGCUACUAAAAUGCUUGGAGGACAACAACAAUGAACAAGUCCUGGAAACCUAUCUGUUUAAUAAUGUUAUCAAUUUGGAAGUGGCUUAUCAUAUGUCAGUUGCCAAUGAAGAUGAAGAAAAAUCAAUGAACUAUUGCAGAAUAUUCACAGAACUUGCUGAAUCCUUUUUGUGUCAGAUUAUAAAUGGAAGCAAUGCCAACUCCCAACAUUAUGCUAUCAAAGUCAUCAAUUUGGUGCUGAUUUGUGUUGGUCACCAUGAUUAUGAAGUGGCUGAAAUUACUUUUAAUCUGUGGUAUGUGCUGAGUGAGGAUCUGUACCAAAAGAACAACAAGGAGAUGACUGAACUGUUCAGGCCAUACGUUGAGCGACUUAUUACUGCCUUGUGCAGGCAUUGUCAAAUGGAGACAGAUCAUGAAGGUCUUUUGGAGGAUGGGGACGAUUUUAAAGAUUUCCGGUCAAAAGUGUCUGAUCUGAUAAAAGAUGUAGUUUUCAUAGUAGGAUCAAGCAAUUGCUUCAGACAAAUGUUCUUAAAUUUGCAAGCACCUGGUGUGACUUGGGACUCCAGCGAGGCAAGUUUAUUUAUCAUGCAAGCUGUGGCGAAAAACAUCGUUCCUACCGAAAACGAGGUGGUGCCGAAGGUGGUGGAGGCCAUUCUUGGCCUACCCGAGGGCACACACACGGCCGUCAAAUACACGAGCGUCUUACUGUUGGGAGAGCUGUGCGAAUGGAUCGAGAAACACGAGGCAUUCCUCGAUCCCAUAUUGAACUUCCUCGUCUGUUGUUUACCGCAACAGGGCGUGGGGGCGGCGGCCGCCAUUGCAUUGCAAAAUAUAUGCGCCACCUGUAAUGAACACAUGCCCCGGCAUGUGCCCAUAAUGUUGCAACUGUUGCAUCAGGUAGACACGUUUGCGAUCACCAACAAUGCAGUCAUCGGGCUUUUAAAAGGUGUGGCGUCGAUAAUCGGUUGCAUGAACCCUCAGGAAUUGACGACCGCACUGCGCGAGUUGUGUUUCAUGCAACUGAACCCGCUCUGUCAGUUAAUCGAAGGGGACGUCGUCCCUGUGAAAGGCACCAAAACCGACCCUACUCUAUGGUUGGACCGACUCAGUUCAGUACUCCGAAACGUCAACUACAAACAUGUUGAAGGUGUGGAACAUCCAUGCAAGAAGGUGGUGCUAGAAAUAUGGCCGGUACUGUCCCGCUCCAUUGACAAGUACGAAUCGGACGUGCGCACGAUGGAACGUUGCUGUCGUGCUUUACGUUUCAUGUUGCGCUGCUGCAGCCAACAGUUACGCGACAUCCUGGACGGUCUGGUAGGCCAAAUGGUGAUUGUCUACGCCCGUCACCUGCACUCGUGCUUCCUGUACGUCGGCAGCAUCCUCGUAGAUGAGUAUGCGACCGACCCACAUUGCGUCAAGGGACUGCUGGACAUGUUGCAGGCUUUCAUCGAGCCCACCUUCGCCGUUUUGCAGCAGGAAAACGGCCUGAGGAACCACCCUGACACUGUUGAUGACUUCUUCAGGCUGUGUGCCCGGUUUUUGCAGAGGGCACCUCUGGCGUUCCUUCAGUGCGCCGCUCUAGUGCACAUACUGCAGUGCGCCUUGCUCGCCUCCAGUUUGGAUCACAAGGAGGCGAACAUGUCGGUGAUGAAGUUCUUCUACGAUCUGCUCAAUCAGGCGCAAACCGACAAGCGGCAGCCCGACUUCGAGAGGCGGAAAAUGCUCGUGGUCAGGAUUCUGGACGAGUACGGUCAGAAUUUGGUCACCACUCUAUUGCAUUCAUGCGUUUUCUACUUGCAUAGUUACAUGUUGAGCGAGGUGGCUGAUGUGCUGCUGCAGCUUCUUGACGUAAACAGGGAACAGGGUGGGAAAUGGUUGGCUGUAGCUUUGGAAUCGUUGCCGGUUCAAAGCAACGGUAUUGUGACGGCGACUCCUCAACAAAUUAAGGAUAUCCACUCUUCAAUCAUAAGAUCGGACACUUCCAAGUCCAUAACGCACGCUUUAAAGGAUUUGACACGUCUGUAUCGUUGAUUGGAGAUUAUAUACUCUUCAAAGAAGUUGUAAAUUAAUGUGUGUAAUAUAGGUUUUAUAUUAUUUCCGACUUUGUUAAAUAUGCGACAACGUAUUUAAUUUUAUCGACACCAUUUUUAACAGAUUUAAUUCAUAUUGUAAUUGUUAGAAUUAAUAAAAUUUAUUUAGAUACGCGGACGUUUCUGUAAGAAAUAAAAGUAUGGAAGUUGUAAAGUAAUAAAUUUAUUUAUAUAAAAGAUGACUUAAAUAAAAAAUAUAUACAAUAAAAAUCUA